CUUAUCUCUCUACUGAUAAGACAUUGGUGAUGAUUCCUCUUUAUAAAUUGUAAUGAAUGUGUUGUUCAUUAUUGUUACAUGUUGGACAGUUUUAAGGUUUGUUGACAGUAGAACGAAGGAAUCGGAAAUCGACCAUGAAGACGUCGAUUCUGGUGAGAAUGGCAACUAUACAACCGCCGAGUUGAGGGAUAGGGUUUUGGCGGAAUGGAAAGGGAAGACAGACGAGAUUCAAGGGUAUUUUGACCAACUGCCCUCAGAAGAGUUUAAAGAGAACUCCGAGGAUCUCAAGUUCAAAUAUUACUAUGAACGGAAAGGGUUGAGGAACGUAAACACCAACCAAGUGUACAACAUAACCCCGCAGCUGUACCAUGAUCCCUCUGGACCUAUGUAUACUGUAGAGGUCAACGACACUUACGUGCCCAAGUACCGAAUCACUACUAGCGAGGAAGAAAGAAUGGACAAAUAUGGUACGUUCAACUCGGAGUCUGAAUCUUCAGAAGUUUCAAGCGAAGACGUAAAAAAGAAAAAGAAGAAGAAAAAGAAGAAAGAUUCAUCAGAGGAUGGAGGGGGGAAAACAAAAAAGAAGAAAGAAAAGAAAACAUGGCCUUCAAAUAUGGAUCCUAAAGAAAAGCGCAGAAAGAAGAAGUCAAAGACUUCUGAAGAAGAGAAGAAAAAGAAAGACCUUCAGAAUAAGUUGAAUGGUAAAAGUAACACUAGACUGAAUUUCAAAAGGAUCCCAGAUGGAAACAACGUACAAAAGAGAAUUGGAGAAUCUAUUCCCCAUGAUGUUUUGAAAACAAUUCAGGGUGAUAACAAGGGUAAAAGAGUUGAAGAAGGAAAACAGCAGCAGAGUAAAAAAUUUAAAAGUAAACAAAGCCGAUCUAAUCUGAAGUCAAAUUAUGGAAUAAAAAAUAUGCAAACUAAAAAAGGUGAGAAAGCGAUAGAUAACAACGAAAUUGAGAAGAAACUUGAUAAUUUAGAAAGACAAAAGAAACGUCCAAGACAACAAAUAAAUGGUUUUCCAUUGCGGCCUUUUCUGUAAUUACAAAUAUUUUUUUUUACUAAACCUCGGCAUUCUAGUUUGCAUGUGACAUCCAUGCCUGAACUUAAAAUAAUAUGAGGUAUUUUGCUUACAAACCUUUAAACAUUUCCCAUUUUUACUUUAUCCCUAUAGUUCUGAACAAAAUGGUACAAAUCCAAUUUCCGCAAAAAUUACAGUUCAAAACUUAUUGUAACUUAUAUUAUUUUUCCAAG
Messenger RNA from Macrosteles quadrilineatus (aster leafhopper), 1254 nucleotides. RefSeq lists its product as uncharacterized. The record is from RefSeq and is a predicted model, not a curated record. Bases 53 to 1042 code for a protein of 329 amino acids. The transcript has 4 exons. NCBI's taxonomy places the organism in Eukaryota, Metazoa, Arthropoda, Insecta, Hemiptera, Cicadellidae.